AUGACUAGGCCGUCACCCAUGUCAGCGAUGUCAGCUAAAUCCCGUAAGCGAUCCAGAGCCCCUGAUUCGGAACGUUUCAAGAAAUCGAACCACGACGUUUGCCGAGAGUCACGCCCGCUAGCGGUCGUGAGAGAAGGAAAGCCUAACACUGACACUCUUAUCUCACCAACGUUUGGGCAACUUCACGACAAUGCAAGAAAACAGUUACUCGAAGGAAUCAUGGCAGACAUGAGUAAUAUUGGUGCUCUAACGCCUCACUCUGCAUUGCUCGAAUCGAUGGAGAAAUAUAAUGAGGAAGAGCUCAGGAAGCUAGACGAGAGACUAGCAGAGGAGGAGAAGCAAGAGGGAGAAUCUGAGAUAUCAGACGCUUUGAAGGCCAGAGCCAAUCAUCUAACUCAAAUUGGUGACAAGGAAAGCGCAGUCACAGCGCAAAAACUUGCCCUUGUGAAAACACCUGGCCUAGGCUCGAGGAUAGAUGUGGUGUUCACUCUCAUCCGACUAGGAUUUUUCUUCGGUGAUAAUGGCCUAAUCACUGAGAACCUCCCCAAAGCAAAAAGAUUCAUCGAGGGUGGUGACUGGGAUAGGCGUAAUCGUCGAAAAGUCUACCGCGGGCUCCGUAUGAUAUCCAUCCGCCAGCUUAAGGCUGGUAGCGCACUUCUCAAUGCACUAUCGACAUUCACUGCCACUGAACUCAAUGUACAACGACUUUCGACCCUUGGGCAGACAUAUCUUCUGCCCUCGCGACUCCUUUUGCCUCAUACCUGCUACUAUGUACGAGAGAUGCGCAUCUUGGCAUACAGCCAACUUCUGGAGUCCUACUGCAGUCUUACUCUUGAAAGUCUUAGUGGUGCAUUCGGCGUCGGCGUCGGCAUCGAUGAGCUCUCACGGUUUAUUCCCAACGGGUAUCUGCAUUGCACCAUCGACAGGGUGCACGGUAUUGUGGAGACGACGCGGACAUCGCUCAAGAACGCACAAUACGACAAAGUCAUAAAGCAAGGCAAUGUCUUGUUGAAUUCAGUACGAAGAUUCAGUAAAGUGCUGCACUAGUACUUUGUCUCGUCUCAGUGUUUCGUGUA
Suillus discolor is the source of this 1076-nucleotide messenger RNA. Its product is annotated as 26S proteasome subunit RPN7-domain-containing protein. NCBI's taxonomy places the organism in Eukaryota, Fungi, Basidiomycota, Agaricomycetes, Boletales, Suillaceae. Gene Ontology annotation, cellular component: proteasome regulatory particle. The transcript is spliced from 7 exons. The record is from RefSeq and is a predicted model, not a curated record. Bases 1 to 1047 code for a protein of 348 amino acids. Gene Ontology annotation, biological process: proteasome-mediated ubiquitin-dependent protein catabolic process.